AUGGCAUUAAACCCCGCAUCACGUGAUGUUCAACGUCACAUUUCUCCCAUCCAAUCAGAAGAUCAGACCAGCGAUCCCAAGUUUAUGAACUUUAAAAUACAAAUUUCCAACACGCCAUGCUCCAAAGCUAAUACAGAAAAUUAUAUUAUUUUGGAGUAUUCAUCUGAAGAUAGUGAACAAAACCCCCCCACAAAUAUGACUCAACAGUUUUCUUUAAAUGAAACAAAGCUAACACUAUCUCAAAGGUUUACAAUGGAAACGACGUUUACAGAAGACCCUAUUCAAAAAUAUUCUUCAGAUAAUGCCAUGCUAGAUUGCUCUUCAGAUGGUACUAACCUAGGUUGCUCUUCAGAAAAUACUAGCCUAGAGUGCUAUACAGAAGAUACUAACCUAGGUUGCCCUUCAAAAGAUUUUAGCCUAGGUUGCUCUUCAGAAGAUACUAGCCUAGAGUGCUAUACAGAAGAUACUAGCCUAGGUUGCUCUACUGAAGAUACUAGCCUAGGUUGCCCUUCAGAAGAUACUAGCCUAGAUUGCUCUUCAGAUGGUACUAGCCUAGAUUACUCUUCAGAUGAUACUGUGCAAGAUUAUUCUUUAGAUGACAGGAUGCAAGACAACUCUUCAUCCAAUAUUAUACUUUCCAAUUCCCCAUAUCAAUCUGAUGAACAGGACAGUAAUUAUUCAAGCGACCUCGAAAUAGUUAUUGUAAACCCGGAAGCGGUGGCUACUUACGUAGCGUCCAUCUACACUGCAGCUUGUAACAACACACUGAACGCCAUAGACAAGAGCCGCAUCAACGAACAAAACAGCGCUGGGGAGACGCCGCUGAUGAUCGCCGUCAGAGAACAAAACCCCACGGUCGUCACAAUGUUAACACGACACGGCGCGGAUUUAGAAAUAAGUAAAGACCCAGACGGUAAAUUUACCGCCUUGUCUUUGGCAGGCGCGAAGGAAUACGUCGAUGUUGUUAAGACUUUAGUCGGUCUAGGAGCGCGCGUGGAUUGUAUCCAAUCUGGAACUAUUUUAAAUAUCGCACGAGAGAAUGGGUUUUUAGAAGAUAUUGUGUACCUUGAGAAUGAAUUCCGGCGUCAUGAAGGACUGGAAAGCUCGGCGUUGUAUCUCGCGGUCGAGGAAGGAGAUCUUGAAACGGUGCAGGCUCUGGUCAAAUGUGGGGCGGAUUUAGAUAAACUGGACAAGUUUGGCCAGACAAUCCUGCAGCGUGCCAUCAAUUCCCAGCACACGGACAUUGCCGAGUGUUUAAUUCAUGCUGGGGUAUACUUGGACAGCAAGGACUUUGAUGGGCAGACGGCCUUGACGCAAGCUUGUUUAAACGUUUUUGAAGGUCAGACUUUCGUUUCCGCUUUUGAUUUAGAUGAUGUAGAAAACGACGAUGGCAAAAAUGUAAAAUUAAUUCGUUUACUUCUUGAAAAAGGGGCCGAUCCUAACAUAAAAGAUACUCGUGGGAGGUCCUUGCUUUUCAGAUCUCUAGUAGAAAAUCAUCUUGAUGUGGCCAAUGUUUUGAUUGAAGGCAACGCUGACGUCAAUAUAGACAACGAAGUAGGAGAGACGCCAUUGAAUAUUGCUGUUGAUAGAAACGACACAGAUAUGAUAAAUAACUUGUUAAGAAAAGGGGCCGAUGUUAACUUAUGCGGAGGGAAAUUUCUUCCAAAUCCAAUCCGUGUGGCGGAAACAGGAAAUGUUGCGCUGAUGAAAUUGUUUCUACAACACAAAGCAGAUGUAGAUGUUACAGUAAAUGGGGUUAACGCCCUUUUUAUUUCCAUUGAGAAGAACGACACAGACAUGUGGGAACUUCUUGUGAGUAACGGGGCGGGGCUGGAAGCUUUCAACGCCCGGGGGGAGACGGCGUUGAUGAUGGCGGUUAAAGCUGGCAAUAUUGACCUGCUACGUCAUUUGGUGCAGCACGGAGCAGACGUUGAUUGUCUAAACAGCAGACGUGUCAGCGCUCUGUAUGAAGCCGUGAUACUCGGGAGCUGUGAAGCCGUGCAGCUUCUCGUGGAAGCCGGGGCCGCGUUAGAUACAGUUUAUUUCAAUGAUGGCUCCAUCCUACAUCAUGCUUUAAGAAAACAGAGAAAGGAUAUCGCGGCAUUGAUUGUUAAAACAAAACUAAAUACAAGAGAAGAAAUCGAUAUGUCUAGAACAAGUGACACAGACGAAUUCGACUUUAUCAAUGUUGUCAAUAGGAGAAUGCAGACUGCUUUACACAUUGCAGCCAGUAUAGAUAGUUGUUAUUUAGUAAAUUUGUUAACUGACGCUGGCGCUGAUGUAAAUAUGACAGAUGAUAAUAACAAAACCGCUUUACAAAUUGGUUUACACUUACGCAAUAUAGAUAUGGUGGAGAUAUUACUAGAAGCAGGGGCGGAUCCCAAUGUUUUAGAUGAACACGGGGACACGCCUCUGCUACACGUAGUAACCUAUAAUCCAGGUUUUCCUCUGAUUCGAUUAUUGGUCCAAUAUAAUUCCAAUGUAAAUUUACAAAAUAAACACGGUCAAACGCCGUUAAUGUUAGCUGUAGUACAAGGUAAAAUUGAAAUAAUUAAUCUGUUGCUUGACCAUGGCGCGAAGGUUGUACAAAAAAAUAAUUUAGGAUUAGCUGCAGUACAGCACGCCAUUUUUGAUAGAUCAAUGAUCAGGCUUGGGUCUUUGAUUCGCGCCGGGGCGGACAUCAGUGCCAGGAACUCAAUGGGAGAAACAUAUCUAAUUCAGUCAGUGAAACGUUUAGAACUAGAAAUGGUUGAUCUGCUGAUAAAAUCUGGAGCAAAUGUUAACGCACAGGACAGCGAAGGAAAAACUGCCCUAAUGUAUAAUACUGUCACACACCACCCGUGGUUUGAUAGAAUAGAAGAACUCUUGUUGUCGGCUGGUACCAAUGUGAACAUUCAAGACAACAAUGGAGAAACCCAUCUUAUACAAAUGGUGAAAAGUUUAAGAAUAGACACCGUUGACUUGCUGAUACCAUUCGGAGCUGACGUCAACGUACAGGACAACGAUGGAAAAACUGCUUUAAUGCACAACACUGCAACAUAUUCCCCAUAUUGUUCUAUGAUUGAAGAGCUCUUGUUAAAAGCUGGCGCUAACGUGAACAUGCAAGACAGGAAUGGAGAAACACAUCUUAUACAAAUGGUGAAACUGUCACAACCAAGUAUAGUUGACCUCUUGAUAUUUUCGGGAGCUGAUGUUAACGUACAGGACAACGAUGGAAAAACUGCCCUAAUGCACAAUGCAGCAAACCUUUUCCCAUAUUGUUCUAUGAUUGAAGAGCUCUUGUUGGUUGCUAGCGAUAACGUAAAUAUACAAGACAACAAUGGAGAAACCCAUCUUAUACAAAUGGUGAAACUUUCAAGAAUAGAAACCGUUGACUUGCUGAUAAAAAGGGGAGCUAAUGUUAACUUACAGGACAACGUAGGAAAAACCGCCCUAAUACACAACGCUGAAACACAUUCCACAAGUUUUUCUAGGAUUGAAGAGCUCUUGUUGGCGGCUGGCGCUAACGUGAACUUGCAAGACAAGAAAGGUAAAACGGCUUUAAUGUACACAGCCAAAUACGAAAUAUUUCACACCCAUUCGCAGUUACACACCGCGGAGAAUAUCAACAUCAACAUAGAGGACAACAAGCACAGGACGGCUUUGUAUUAUGCCUUUACAAACAAGAGAUCGACAUCAUAUGGACUGUUUCUCACAAAUACGAACGCGAAAAAAUUCAACGCUGAAAUUUUGUUAAAUUUGAAAAUCAACCCUGUCUUGAAAGUGGAUCAGCCGGUGUUUGAGAAAUUAUUGCAAAAGUCUGGUCUCUUAGCUGAGAAUAUCUCUGAUAUCAACCCAGUUGAAAGCAUUCGGUUAUGUGUGAGUAACGGCUAUAUGCACAAACACCAAAAGUACCACACUCUUUUCUCCAUGGCUUUGAAGUGUGACAAAGAAGACAUAAUAAAAUACCUGAUUUCAAACUGCUACCUAACCAAAACAGAUCUCCAAGAAAUGCGAGAUUAUCACAGAUCACCUGGUUCAGAUAACGAAGACGUGAAACUUGCAGCUUGCAAACCGUGGCCACUGGUGAAACUCGCCUUCAUCACCGUGUCCACCCACAUGGGGUUCGGCGCCAACAGAGCGCGGCGGAUCAAAAGUUUAGAACUACCCCUAGUUCUACAGGACGCUCUCAUGUUUAAAACUCCUAUAGCGAGGCUCGCUGAGAGAAAAUGGUCAGAGAUCCCAAUAUGUUUAGACCCUGUAAAAUACGAACAGUUGGAGAGUCCUCGACCUCUCUUGACUUUCUGGCCGUUCGGAUGUUAUCUCAGGUUGUAG
Messenger RNA from Physella acuta, 4314 nucleotides. Its product is annotated as ankyrin-3-like. Gene Ontology annotation, molecular function: protein binding. The record is from RefSeq and is a predicted model, not a curated record. NCBI's taxonomy places the organism in Eukaryota, Metazoa, Mollusca, Gastropoda, Physidae.